ACCCCCACCGGCGUCAAGUAUCUGCACGAGGCCGCCCACCACUACGACAUUGGCGUCUACUUUGAGGCCAACGGACACGGCACGGUGCUGUUCAGCAAGCCGCUGCUGGCACGGCUGGAGCAGGUGGGGAGAGAGGCCAGGCAGGGCCGCGCCGCCGCCGACCUGCUGGCGCUCAGCGUGGUCAUCAACCAGGCAGUGGGCGACGCGCUGAGCGGCAUCCUGCUGGUGGAGGCGGCGCUGAGGCGCAAGGGCUGGGGCCUGGACCGCUGGGCGGCGCUGUACGCAGACCUGCCCUCCCGCCAGCUCAAGGUCAGCGUGGCAGACCGCAGCGGUCUUCAGACCACGGAUGCAGAGACGCGGGUGGCGCAGCCCGCCGGCCUGCAGGCUGCCAUCGAUGGCGCGGUGGCGGGGGUGCCCAGCGGCCGCUCCUUUGUGCGCCCCUCGGGCACAGAGGAUGUGGUGCGGGUGUAUGCCGAGGCGGAGAGCCAGGCGGCGGCGGAUGAGCUGGCGGCGGCGGUGGCGCGCCUCGUGCACGCGCAGGCCGGCGGCGUGGGGCCGGCGCCCUAG
This is a messenger RNA of Chlorella variabilis, 567 nucleotides long. RefSeq lists its product as hypothetical. Gene Ontology annotation, biological process: UDP-N-acetylglucosamine biosynthetic process. Gene Ontology annotation, molecular function: phosphoacetylglucosamine mutase activity. Lineage: Eukaryota; Viridiplantae; Chlorophyta; Trebouxiophyceae; Chlorellales; Chlorellaceae. The transcript has 2 exons. The record is from RefSeq and is a predicted model, not a curated record. The annotation marks the transcript as partial.